CUCAGACUCCGAACCCACCGCUACACUUUAUCUCUCUUCCUUCCCUGCUGCCCCAACAUCGACUGCAACGAGCUGUGCUCUCAGUCUGCCGCCCAUCUCCCACUUCUCGACUCCCGACUAGCAAUCAAGCAACUCCAAGCACCACAGCCGCCGCCAUGAACGAGGUCGACAAGGAAUACGACGUCCUGGUGCUGGGCACCGGCUUGACCGAAUGCAUUCUUUCUGGUGUUCUGAGUGCACAGGGCAAGAAAGUCCUCCACCUCGACCGCAACCCCUACUACGGCGGUGAGGCCGCCUCCGUGAACCUCAAGACUCUGUACCAGAAGUACCCUGUCGCCAACGCCGGGCCAGAGCCAUGGACCAAGUUCGGCCCCCUGCACGCCUGGAACAUUGACCUGAUCCCCAAGUUCCUCAUGGCCACGGGCGAGCUCAUCAAGGCCAUCGUCCAGACCAAGGUGUACCCGGACUACGUCAAGUUCACCUUGGUUGCCGGGAGCUACGUCCAGCAGGGCAAGUCCAACAUUGCCAAGGUCCCUUCAUCUGCCGGCGAGGCCGCCAUGUCUUCGCUUCUGGGCUUCAACCAGAAGCGCUACACGAAGAGCUUCCUCGAGUGGCUUGUUGCUUUCAAGGCGGAUGACCCGAAGACUUACAAGGGCUUCCAGUUCGACACGGACCCGAAGGCCAACCAGGUCACUAUGGCGCAAGUCUAUGAGAAGUUCGGCCUGGACGCCAACACCAGGGAAUUCGUAGGCCAUGGUAUGGCUCUGUACUCGGCGGACGAUGAAUACAUCGACGACCCCUCGAAGACCCUCGAGACCAUCGAGCGCAUCCGGCUGUACGGCUUUAGUGUGAAGGAGUACAAGAGCUCGCCCUACCUCUACCCCGAGUUCGGCCUGGGCGAGCUCCCUCAGAGCUUUGCCCGCCUGUCGGCUGUCUACGGCGGCACCUACAUGCUCAACACCAACGUCGAUGAGAUCCUCUACGAGGACGGCAAGGCUGUGGGCAUCAAGGCCACCAUGUCGGGCUUCGAGCCCGAGAUGAAGUUCGAGACCAGGGCCAAGCUCAUCCUCGGUGACCCGACGUACUUCCCGGACAGGGUCAAGUUCACCAAGAAGGUCCUGCGCGCCAUUUGCGUGCUCGACCACCCCAUCAACGGCACCAACAACAGCGACUCGUGCCAGAUCAUUAUCCCGCAGUCGCAGAUCGGCCGCAAGCAUGACAUUUACAUCGCGUGCAUCUCCUAUGUUCAACGUGUUUGCCCCAAGGGCUACUACGUCGCCAUCGUGUCUACCAUCGCCGAGAUGGAGGCCAACCCCCAAGAGGAGCUGAAGCCUGGCCUCGAACGCCUCGGCAAGAUCGAGGAGAUGUUCAUGGGCCCCGCCAUCCCACUCUACGAGCCGCUCGAGGAUGGCAAGAAGGACGGAAUCUUCAUCUCCAAGAGCUACGAUGCAUCAAGCCACUUCGAGAGCACCACCGACGACGUCAGGGAUAUCUACAAGCGUGCCAUGGGUGAGGAUCUGGUCCUCAAUGGCUUGAGGGGUCCCCUCGAGAUUGCUCAGUAACAAGUAACCGCUUUUCAGGCUGGUUUUCUCUCUGUAUUGUCAUCGUCCUCUUCCUAGGACACUCUUAUCUCGUCGCGCUGGUUUCCGUUGUUGAAACGAAGGUCGAUCUUGUGAAGUUAGCUUCGUACUACCCGCCUUUGAGCGAGCAAGGAUAUCACCCCGUUUCAACAAUAUCCUCGACCGUAUCUGCCCAUACAGUAUACAAAUUUUCAGACUUGGUGUACAACCGACACCCAUUACUUCCGCAGGUUAUUGUUACCAACUGGAGUGACUGGUGGAUUUUUGGUUAUGAUGGGCGGCCCACAGGGUUUUUUUUCCCCUGCUAUAGUUACAUUACUCGUCAUCACCAGGCCCGUUGCCUGGCCGUGCCAACCGGCGGGCCACCUAGGAAGAUGCGGGAGACACAUCUAUAUCUUUAUGUAAAAGAUUAUACUUGAAUCCUGCCGCAUUCGGCUUGUCCCCUCGUGGUCUACCUAAGUUUUGCACCAACGCCUGCCCGUACCGAGGAUUCAACACUUGUCG
This is a messenger RNA of Gaeumannomyces tritici R3-111a-1, 2084 nucleotides long. RefSeq names its product rab GDP-dissociation inhibitor. The transcript has 8 exons. Bases 156 to 1562 code for a protein of 468 amino acids. NCBI's taxonomy places the organism in Eukaryota, Fungi, Ascomycota, Sordariomycetes, Magnaporthales, Magnaporthaceae. Gene Ontology annotation, cellular component: cytoplasm. Gene Ontology annotation, biological process: small GTPase-mediated signal transduction; protein transport; vesicle-mediated transport. Gene Ontology annotation, molecular function: Rab GDP-dissociation inhibitor activity. The record is from RefSeq and is a predicted model, not a curated record.